This is a messenger RNA of Aphanomyces astaci, 1052 nucleotides long. RefSeq lists its product as hypothetical. The transcript is spliced from 7 exons. The record is from RefSeq and is a predicted model, not a curated record. NCBI's taxonomy places the organism in Eukaryota, Oomycota, Saprolegniomycetes, Saprolegniales, Verrucalvaceae. Bases 294 to 977 code for a protein of 227 amino acids.
AAUCACAAUCCGCCGAAGAUGCCGUCAACUCUGCCCGAGCAUGCGCUCAAUGCGCUGUAUGGAAGCUACUUAGCAUUGUCGGGUUGUGUGCAAGCCCUGUUGCAUGUCGAGUUUCGGCGGUCGUACCGCGGGCCGAUUCUCUGGGUCAUCAUGAGCACCGCCGCCAUGGCCCUCGUCGCGCACACGUUGGCCUUUCCCAUGCACGUACUUUUGUGGCUCGGGGGAUUUACUAAGUACACCCGGCCGACCUCCUUCUUCGCUGUCUUGACCGAGUGUGAUGUAGACUCAAAACCAUGUUGGCCUACGCCAUGCACCGAAGCAUAGCGGCCGUGCCAUUCCUAUGUGUAGCUGGAACUCGUUACGUGUACCCAGCCUUGUUCGAGCAGUUGUUUUGUUUGGGUGUGAAAGUGGCGAAUCCGCCGUUGGCCAAAACGCUGUCACAGAUACAAAUCAACUACUUUACAUGGAAAUAUGUGUCGUCGGUGCUGCGAUAUAUGGGAUACAGGGCCGUGCUCAUGGUGAUUUUGGCCACGGGGUCGGUGGUGUUGACGCCGUUGUUUGGUGGGGUGUUUGCCAUCGUCGCAUUUAGUUACAAAGUACGGCGCAUGGAAGUGGUGUUUGGUCUGUCGUUAGUCGGUCUCUACUGUGUCCCAGCCACGCGAUCCACCGCUCUCGACUUGGUCCGCACCUGGUUUGACUCGCGCACCAUUGCAAGGGAAUUGUUUGCACCGUUCGUGGAUCGACAACUGGCGUUAAAGGCACUGAACCUUCCCCAUCUUGACCCACACUACGUUGGUGUGCCCAUGCUAAAAUGGCCCCAACAUCAAGCUGUGCUGUUUGGGUUUUCAUACACGUUGAGCUAUUUGAUGCAAUAUGCGUACAUCGGGCCGUUCGUGUGGCUGCUUGGGUCGGUGGCAGCUGGCCACGUAACUGCGCUUUUGCUUCAGUCCCACCGUUCAGCGUGUCCAGUCAAGUAACCCAGGCAACAACACCCUUUAGAUUAAACAGGAUAAGAUAGCACGCUUAACGUUAUUAGUAUAUGCAUUCACCAC